Messenger RNA from Bradysia coprophila, 4933 nucleotides. RefSeq lists its product as uncharacterized. The record is from RefSeq and is a predicted model, not a curated record. Lineage: Eukaryota; Metazoa; Arthropoda; Insecta; Diptera; Sciaridae.
UUUCAUUGACAUUUACGUCAUUAGUUUCGUCCAACUGAAGAGUAUGGUGAAAUUCGCUUUUUCUUUUAAGUUGAGUCGUAUGAAUAAUCUAAAGAAGUUUCACAUAAAAUCAGAACAGAAAAGUGCUGCGAUAUUUUAAACAUUAAAACUUUUCCCAGCAUCGAAGUGAAAAUGAACAAUCGGACAAAAAGAGUAUUUCUGAAUGUUGACUACUACGGAUUUCUUGGAGUGCCACCUUGGGCAACAGAAGCCGAAAUAAGAAAAAAUUACCGACGGCUCCAACUCAAACAUCAUACGGACAAAGAUGGCGAUCUCACAACAUGUCUUCUGCUCAAUGAAAUCAAGCGAAUUCUUCUCGACAAAGAAUUGCGUCGAGUAUACGAUUCAACGAGAGACUACUCAGAUGCCACAGUCCAAUUUCAGAAUGGGUCAUUCGGUAAUCGUCUCGCAAAGCUUCCGUGUCCAAAGAAAACGUCUGAUGACAUCCUGAAAGACAUAGCAAAGUGGAAAGAUGAAUUCGGUGGCUUGGUGUUUAAUAACAAUAUUCAGGAUUCAUUGACAAAAAUUCUGGAUGAAAUAAUUAACGACCAUGCACCGAUCAGAGAAGAUAAUGACGCUUUCUAUUGCAAGAUCUGCGACAAAUUGUUUGUUUCCGAGGAUGACCAUUUCGACAAUGUGCUGGAGCCAUACAUCGACGAGAUAAUUGGAAAUGAAAAAGAUGAUGCCAACGAUGUUGAAUUUCCAAAAAUUUUUGAUUUUCUGCUAAAAAAAUUGGAACCGCACGACAAAUUGCCCACAUUCGACUCCAAGGACAUUGAUGUACUGCUAAGUGCGGCAGACAAAGCUCUCAAAAUGACGGAAAGGAACAGAGCGUUGAACCUCUACCAUGAAGCUGUUACAAUUCUUUCAACUGUUGGCGAUGAUGAUGAGCACGAUGUCUUCCAAAUAUUACUUUCGAUCAUCAUCAAAGUAUUUGACAAUGAUGAUUAUUCUCUCGUUUAUGCAUGUAAGUUUCUGCUGGCAUCCUACAUUGACCAAUUCAGUUCAUCUGAAACGAUUCAAGACAUUUUCCGACGAAAAUUCAUGAAAGAAACGGAUUUGUCGUCGUACAAAAUGGCAUUGGCUUCGCUGCAUUACUUGCCAGAACUGCUUAACAGCGACACUUGGGAUGAGUUUGUGUCAUGGGAACAAAAUUUAUUUUACGAUGCAAUUAAGGAAGCAAUGAACAAUGUAAAUCAUGACAGUCUUCUCGAGAUCUUGAAACUUGUCAAUUGUCGCACGGUAAAUCCAGUCGAAAUCUUCAUUAACGAAAAGCACGAAGAUUACGAUUUAACGGGAAUAACGGGCGAUUACAAGGUUGCCAUAUUACUAAUUGAAGGGACCGUGGCUAAGCAGAGAGGAGAAGUUACAUCAGCAGCAGAUAUUUUCCAGGAAACCGUGAAAUUAGCCGCUACCUGCUCGAAUCGACAAAUCUCCGGACAAAUUGUCAACAUGGCCGCCGAGCUCUGUGCGGAUCCAAUAUUUCAUCACAGUCUUCGCAUUAACGCCCGGAGUGAAUUGGUUGAUUUAAAGUCCACGCUUGUCAAUUCCGGUGAAGUUACAAACGUUCAACGUUUCCCCUCAUUUUUAUCGCCAAUAGAUCCAGCAACUCCUGGCCAAAUCAAAUUGGGCAGAUUAUAUGCUCCCACGGGCAAUUUAAGAGUGGCAUUGAAGAAUGAAGAUGCGAUCGCCGUACGUUUUAAGGAUUCCUACUUCAAAAAGGCUUUGGCUUACUUCGAUCUAUCCGUGGCAUCGGGUCAGUCUCGCUUUUUAAUAAGUUGCAACCAGCAAGCAGUUUGCUAUUUGUUGAAAGAAAUGGAGUGUCUCGAUAGCAACAACGACAAAGCGACUGUGUACGCUUAUUCGAAAGUCAUCGAAAAGCAAUGUUCAUUAACAUCGCAAGUAGCGUCGCUAUAUGGGGGACCUUACAUGAGUAUUUCCGUUCAUCGUUUCAUUGCUUCAGCACUUCUUGCUUCCGUUACGGCAUUGGCCAAAUGUCUAUCGACUGAAAAGCCGUCACUGGAAAACCCAGACAUUUGUGAUACAGAAAUAAUUCCAUCAGCGUUCAAGGCAUCUGUCAAUAAAGUUUGGACAUUGCAGAAAGUAAAUCCCUUGAUAAUGUAUCCAUGCUCUAUUGCCCUUUCUGAUCAACUAAUUCUCGAGAAUUGGACAAACGCAUUUCAAAAUGCAUUUAUCGAAGCCAAAGUCAACUCGCUGCAUUAUCCAGACUAUUUUCCGGACCAUCUAUACAACUACUAUCAGUUCGACAGCGUGUGGCUCGGUUGGAAUAGGCCUGAUAAGCCAAUCGAAUUACAUGAAUCAAGACUUGCAGCAAUGAUGAGCCUACUCAAUGCCAAAGAAUGGGACAUUGCUGAGGUAGAACGUAAUAUGGGCUGGCCUUUAAUCCGAACCACAGACAGCGGCUGGAAGAACAACGAAGAAUUCGAUUUAAAUUUCGAUGAAUAUCCCGAAAGUGAUGUUUUCUCAUCCUGCACCGGCUACGAAUUGAAUUCAACAACUGGCGCGUUUGAAAUUUAUUUUGAUCGGGGACAAACAGGCGUUCCGAAAUUGUUCUCGACGAACGAUUUAGCAGAAAUAUUUGAAAAUUGCAUUGACGAUGCAUUUUUCACUCUAGAAAGUCCCGAUCCAUCGUUGAAUUCGCAUCCAUUCCAAGAAUUUUCCUAUUGGCCUCAUUCGUUGAAAGGCACCGAUUACCUGCAUACUUUACUCCAUGCAGAUUUAUUGUUGAAAGAAUUUACAACGGGAGUGGAAAUCAAUACUCUAGCUCCAUUUGAUCUCAGACCGAUAAAAGAUGGUUUUAUGCAAAGACUUCCGCCGCAUUUGCAAUCACUGCUGAUCCCAAUACUGGAACGUCACCGCAACCCCAUCAAUUUCAGUCCAAAAGCUAAUCGCUUUUGGAUUCAGAUAGAGUCAAUAGAGUGUAAAAAGGGCGAAGGCUCUGUCCAGGAAGCCUCAAAGCAUAUCUUUGGUCAUGUCACGGUAAAGGUUAACACACACGUGCUAACGAGAGGACCUGAUGGUAAAUAUAAGGAUGUAGAAGAAAAGCAAAUACUUGACAGUGCUGAAAAUCAAUUUGCACGAGCGUUCACGAAACAUUAUGACGAGAUCGGCAAAUAUUUUCCUGUACUCCUCCGAUUGAAAGAAUUGGCAAAAAUUGGGGCAAUCCGUAAACAUUUGGGAGCGGUUCUUGGUAAUAGCCGUACAUCAAUUGAUGCUCUUACAACGAGAGAUGAAAGCAGUGAGAUUCUUAAAAGUAUCAAUCACUGUGUUGAGACAACCAUUACCAGCUUUAGAGAUCGAGAACGGAAUCCACCACAUCCAAUUUACACCGAAGAAAAAGUAAAAAUGGAUUUAACGGAAGUAUUACGCAAAAAUAAUGUCCUUGGUAAGGAAUUUCUAGUUGCACCAGGAGAAAUUGACAGAGUUAAACAAGCCAUUCGCAACAACUUAAUGGAGGCAGACAUCAGUCGCUUUCAGUUUUGUGCUAAUGAGUUGGGGCGAUGCUUCGAAAUACCGCCAGAUUCUUUGAAACAAUACAUCCGGGGAUGGUUCGAUCGCAACCCAACAGAUACAUCAACCUUGCAACGACUCUGUAUUGAUGGCCAAAUUCAGGCACACUUAAAAUCAAUGCGAAUGUUAGCUUCUGGUCUGGAAGAGGGCGGAAUAAUCGUACCUAAAGACCACAACGGCAUUGUUGAAAUGAAAAACUACGGUGAAUGUAGCUGGGUGCCUGCAACAUUUUGCAAAGAAUUUGCUUGUCCUGUUGAACCACCUCUAUUGUCCGAUGAAUCGGACAUUGAAUACUUUAAUGAAGUCGACGAUGAAAAUGACAAAAAAGGUUCUGCAGAUGUAGAGCGGAGAAAUUUACAUCAGUCUGGUGCUGUAAGCAUUCAAGCGAAGCAAAACUUACAACUUCCAUGUGAAAAGGAUGUGCCAGCUCUUUGUGUUGAGCAGUCGACCACCACGGCUGUUAGUACCAUCGAACCCACCGAAACGGCGAAAAAAAUUGAAGUUCUCGGAAAGUAUGAUGAUACAGUCCAAAGCGAAGCAGUGCCUGUGGAAAAUGACAUACCCAGCAGUGCUGCUGCUAAAGACGGUACUGCGCAAACAUCCGGCAGCAAGAAGAGACGUAAAAUACACAAACCUCGACUGGUCAAACCUCCACGCAUUUAUGGAGGAGUUUCAGUGAAUCCUAGAGUUAAUUGGGUAGACGUCGGAUUGACUGUUGUCACUCUAUUGCCUCUUGGUCGAUUGUUCGCAGUUGGCGGAAGACUGCUUCGAGGAACAUUUCAAGCUUUUAGGCUGGCCAAAGCUGCUAGUGUGGUUACAAAAGGGAUUCAAGCCAGCGGUCGCGUCUCAGGAGUGGGUCGCUACUCAACACUGACAAAACAAAGCACCAUGCAAGUGCAUGCUCAUCACUCCGUGGCGAAUGCAUACAAUCGUCAAUUUGGUAUCAAAAAAGGUCAAGGAAUCAGCAUAUUAUUGAAUAGAGGCGUUCAUACAACCGCACAUCGAGAAGUCGGAAAAGUGUGGAAGAGCAAGGGUCUUUUGAAGGGUAAUGCAAAGGUACCCACAUUUGAUGCGAGUAAUUCGGCAACGUAUCCAAGAAACAUUUUGGGUCAGAUGACAAUGGCUGAACGACAAGCUUUGAGACAGAACGGGCUUUAUGGAACGGAUACCAGACGUAUGCUUGCUGAGAAAAUUCGCCAAAAUAAGACUUCGUUCAAGGAAAUGUAUGAUAAGAGUCUGUUCGAUCCAAAAAAUCCUCCGAAGUUCUAACGAACGUUCAUUUAAAAUGGUUUUCCGAUUCCAAGUGUCGAAGACAUAUACUUUUUCCGUACAAUUGAUUGCUCAUCCUCAUCAUCAUAUAAGA